Dacryopinax primogenitus is the source of this 2559-nucleotide messenger RNA. Its product is annotated as beta-glucosidase. Gene Ontology annotation, biological process: glucan catabolic process. The record is from RefSeq and is a predicted model, not a curated record. Bases 1 to 2559 code for a protein of 852 amino acids. Gene Ontology annotation, molecular function: beta-glucosidase activity. The transcript is spliced from 7 exons. NCBI's taxonomy places the organism in Eukaryota, Fungi, Basidiomycota, Dacrymycetes, Dacrymycetales, Dacrymycetaceae.
AUGGCUCCAUCCGACUUUGCCAAUGCAGACAUUACUUCCCUGGUCAACCAGCUCAAUACCGAGGAAGCCAUUGCACUCACUACAGGCGUCGGCAACUGGUUCACUGCACCGAUUCCUCGUCUCGAUAUACCCGGCAUUAAUGUUACUGACGGCCCAAACGGUGCGAGGGGGAGGAAGUACUUCCUUGGCACACCAGCCAAGUGUUUGCCGUGUGCAACCGCCUUGGCCGCAACAUGGGACCCAGAACUGAUCGGUGAUGUCGCCGCCCUCAUCCUCGCCCCCGAAUGCAAGCUCAAGUCCGCAUCUGUCCUCCUCGGUCCCACCGUCAACAUCCAGCGUAACCCGCUGGGCGGGAGGAGCUUCGAGAGCUUCUCCGAAGAUUCUUGGCUGAGUGGGUGUAUGGCAGCAGAGUAUGUCAAGAGGCUUCAAGGCGAAGGAGUGAGCGCGUGCAUCAAACACUUCGUCGGGAACGAGCAAGAACAAGAACGCAAAGGAUCGGACUCGCUCAUUUCCCCUCGUGCGCUAAGGGAAAUCUACCUAUACCCUUUCAUGCUCGCGCAAAAACGCGCCCAACCGUGGAGCUACAUGACCGCCUACAAUCGGAUCAACGGCACGCACUGUUCGGAGCAUCCAUGGUUGUUAACGAAUGUGUUGAGGGAAGAGUGGGGGUUCGAUGGAUGUGUAAUGAGCGAUUGGCAUGGUACAUACGGCGUGCCUGAAGCAUAUCAUGCUGGUCUGGACCUCGAGAUGCCCGGCACCGAUGGCUGGCGCACAGCGUCCAAAGUGAUCCGCUCGAUCGAGGCGACGAAGCUCACUCUACCCAUAGUAAAGGAACGCGCCCGUGCCGUGCUGAAACUCGUGCAGCGGUGUGCGAAGGGUGCGCCCGAGAUACUCGACGGUGACCAGCAAGAACGUACGCGGGAUACGGAUGCGGAGAAAACGCUCAUGCGAAAAGUCGCCGGCAGUGCAAUUGUUCUACUCAAGAAUGAGGGCAACGUCCUUCCCCUCGAGAAAAGCAAGAUCAAGACACUGGCUAUCAUAGGCCCCAGUGCCAAGGCAGCGUACUUCGCUGGUGGAGGGAGCGCGAGCUUGAAGGCGAGCUAUGUGGUAACACCCUACGAAGGCAUCCUUGCUGCUUUGCCCGAAGAGGUCAAGGUUGUCUACGCGGAGGGCUGUCAGGGUCAUCGUCGCGCACCCCCCUUGACUGGCCGUGAACUCAUAACAGAGGAUGGACGCGCUGGCCUAAAUGCAACCUUCUACCAUAAGCGGGACUCGGAGGGAAAUUACUCUGCCGCUGUGGAGCAUUUCUUGCUGGAUAACACCGAUACUCUCUUGAACGACAGCGAUAUCUUCUUCUCUGCCGACGAGUGGUAUCUUGUCCUAUGGGGCAAGCUGCGCGCACAGGAACGGAAAACGACAUUCCGCUUUGGCCUUUCUGUCGCGGGCCGGGCCAAGCUCUUUGUUGACGACAAACUCGUGGUCGACAACUGGACAUGGCAGAGGCGGGGAGAUAGCUUCUUCGGAGAUGGGACAGAAGAAGAGAUGGGGAAUUUUGAGAUGCUGUCUGGGAAAGCUUAUGAUAUUCGGCUCGAGUACAGCAACUUGACUGGUCCUGCUGAGGGGGACGAGAAAGGUGUUCCGAAUCCCCAUGCGGGCAUGCGCCUGGGAGGAUAUCCUUUACUGGACGAAGAACAGGGUAUCAGCGAAGCUGUCGCACUAGCUAAGGAAGCUGAUGCAGUCGUGGUUGUUGUGGGCUUGAAUGGGGAGUGGGAGAGUGAGGGAUACGACAGGAAAACGCUCAACCUACCCAGAAGGACGAAUGAUCUCGUAGCUGCCGUUGCCAAGGCGAACCCGAGCGCUGUGGUCGUCACCCAAUCAGGCUCUGCCUUCACGAUGCCGUGGGUGGACUCGGUCAAUGCGCUCCUCCACACUUGGUAUCUUGGCAACGAGACUGGAAACGCAAUUGCCGAUGUGCUGUUUGGCAAGGUGAACCCGUCUGGGAAGAUGUCCCUCACGUUCCCCAAACGCAUCGAAGAUGUGCCGUCCUAUCUUAACUACGGGAACCAGAAUGGAAGGGUUAAGUAUGCAGAGGAUUUGUUCGUUGGCUACAAGCACUAUCAUGCCAGACGGAUCGAGCCGCUCUUCCCAUUCGGAUUUGGCUUGUCGUAUACUGCAUUCAAGUAUUCCGGCCUGCAGAUCUCACCGCCUUCGAGCUGUGACGCGAGCUUCACCGCGUCGGUCACGCUUACAGUGACGAACACUGGCAAGCUCCCUGGGUCAGAAGUCGUUCAGCUCUAUAUAGCUAUGCCAUCCGGUAACCUCAUUCAUCCCCACUUGGCACUGAAAGGAUUCACCAAAUUGCAUGACAUCCCCGUCGGGAAAGAAGCUACCGCGACGCUAAUGCUCGACAAAUACGCUGUGUCUUAUUUUGAUGAUGUCGCAGGCAAAUGGAAAGUGGACGCUGGUCAGUAUACUGUAUUUGUUGGCUCGUCCUCUUCCCAUCUCCCUUUAACUGCUGUCCUCCCUCUUAAGAAAUUAUUUACUUGGUCUGGUCUGUAA